This is a messenger RNA of Loxodonta africana (African savanna elephant), 4538 nucleotides long. It is a transcript of the gene ELAC1, whose product is annotated as elaC ribonuclease Z 1. The transcript has 5 exons. Gene Ontology annotation, cellular component: nucleus. The record is from RefSeq and is a predicted model, not a curated record. Lineage: Eukaryota; Metazoa; Chordata; Mammalia; Proboscidea; Elephantidae. The coding region runs from base 3094 to 4302 and encodes 402 amino acids. Gene Ontology annotation, molecular function: 3'-tRNA processing endoribonuclease activity.
CUCGCAGGCGGCGGCGCACUUCCGCCCGCACCAGUUGCCGCCUUGCGGACGUCUGGGUGUCGUUGCGGCCUGCCCUUGCUAGCUCCUUCCGCGGGCCUGGGGAGUGGGAGAGAGAGCCUGUGCUCCCUCGAGUGGCCGAAGACCUGGCCUGGCUCUGUCCUGCUUCAGUCGCUCCGGGCUACCGUUCUUUCAGCUCUGAAAUGGAGGGCAGCAGUCUCUGAGCGCUGGUUCUCAACCCCGGCAUCCAUUAGAAUCGCUUGGAAAGUCUUCCAACUACUGUAGCUCCGGAAUCACCAGGUGAUUGUGAUAUGUAGCCAGGCCUGCGAACGUGUUUUGCGUCCCACAGUACCUCGACCAGAAAUGUGCAUUUUGUCGAAGGUGGAUCAUAGUCAUGAGAAAGCACGCAGCCAGCCAUUUUUCGUCAAGACAGGGUUUGCUAACUCUUAAUUCCUAGUGCCAAGAAUGGUGCAUGCCAAAUAAUGGAGCUCCCUAAAUUUUGAUGAUUAGAUAAAUUUCUGAUUACUUCCUGCUGUACUGGAAGGGCUUGACUAGUUUGUUUUUAAUCUUUUUGUUGUGGAAACUUUCAAACAUAUAUGAAAGUACAAUAAUACAAUGAACCCUUAUAGGGUCGCUAUGAGUCCGAAUUGACUCGACGGCACUGGGGUUUGUUUUUGGCUCAACUCAUGAUCAAGCUUGUUUCAUCUGUUACCCUGCCUCCACUGAAUUGUUUUGAAAGCAGAUCUAAAAUAUGACAUUUCAUUCAUUAAUUAACUUACGUUUAUAAACGUAAUGCCAUUGCCAAUCUAAUAGGAAUUUCACAUUAUCAUCUGCUAUCAGGUGUUUAAACUUCCCCAGUUGUCUCUUUCCCAGCAUCAGUUUGUCCAAAUCAGGACCCAAACAAGCUACACAUGUUGCCAUUGGUUAACAUCUCAACAUUUAAUUUGUGUUUCCUUUCCCUCUUUAUUAUUAUUUUUUCUUGCAACAUACAGGUCAUUUGUCCUGUAAAGUUUCCCACAUACUAGAUUUUGCUUUUUCUAUCCCGGAGAUGUCCUUUAACAAACUGGUAUUUAGAUCCACAGGUUUUUUCAGAUUCAGGUUCUACUUUUUGGCAAGAAAACCUCAUAGAGGUUAUUGGAACUUCAAAUUGCAUCCAUCAGGAGUUAGAUAAGGUCUUGUUUCUCUUCGUGAUUAAGAUUAGUCAGUGGAGCUUUUCUGUACAAAUCGUACCACCAAAAAAAAAAAAAACUAAACCCACUGCUGCCGAGGUGAUUCUGACUCAUAGUGACCCUAUAGGACAGGGUAGAACUACCCCAUAGAGCUUCCAAGGAGCAGCUGGUAAAUUCGAACUGCCGACCUCUUGGUUAGCAGCUGUAGCACUUACCCACUACACCACCAGGGUUUCCAGCUGUACCACUGAGUAACUAAAUAAUUGUCCAGGCAAUUAUACAAAGAUGACAGCUAAUAACUCCAAAAGGAAUAAGAGAAUUCCAAUACCAUCUUUUAGCAACCCCUACUGAAAUAAUGGCUCCUGGCAGCAAUCAGUAGUAGUUACUAACAUCAAGAGAUACAGCCUGCUGAUGGAAGUGCCACCUGAUGGAAAUGCCUAAUAGCACCUAUCAAGUACACUUGGAGGAAUGGGGGUGGGGUGGGGAUAUAGACAAAACAAGAUUGGCCAUGAGUUGAUAAUUGUUGAAACUCGAUGAUGGAUACAUGGCAACGCAUUAUAUUAAUCUCUCUACUUUUGUAUGUGUUUGAAAUUUUUCAUAAUAGAAAGUUUUUAAAAAAUGGAUUGAUUACUUGACUAGUAAUUUCAGGCCAGCCUGAUCCAUCCAUUAUAGAUUUCAUUAGCUUUUUACUAAGUGAUUCUCAAAUUUGACUGCACAUUAGAAUCACGGGAAGUUUUUUUUUUUUUUUAAUAGUGAAACUCACAUCUCACUGAAGGAAUUUACUGCAUUGUUCUGGGAUGGAGCCCAAUAAUUGAUAGGUUUCCAAAGCACUCCAGGUGAUUCUAAUAUACUUCCAGGGUGUGUUUCACUGGCCUAGAUCUAUUAUUUGUUAAAAAAAAAAAAAAAAAAUGAUGAUACUGUAUCAUUCCUCCUGCAUUAUUAGCGCCUGCUUUUUUUUUUUUUUUUAAAGCUUUGUACACUGUUUAUUCUCGCCUCUCUUGCAAACUGCAAUCCAAUAGGGAAGGCUCCGGGAGGGAGGCUUGAUCUUGGAGGUGAAAAUGUGGAGUAACACCUGGAAGGGACACUAGAGAGAACCUCAGGGUCUGUGUGUGGGGUAGAGAGAUGCAUUACCUUUUUUUGUGGGGUGGGAUGUGGAGCGUACUGGAUCCCAGAAUGGAAAGGAAGACUAGAUGAUGUGUGGUUAGAAAAGCACAUUCAUCCUUAUGACACAUUUAAAAAAAUUUAUCAAAUAUUUUAUUUUAUAAAAGUUAAUGCUGCUCAUGGCAAGCAGAAACAAUCCAAAAGUUUAGAAGUUAAUAAUCACCUCUCAUUGUAAUCAUCCCUGAGAUAACCAAUAUUAACAGUGUAGCAUAUAUAUCCUUCCACUCCAGACUUUCUCCAUUUAUAUAAAUGUAGGGACUUGGGAGAUUGUUGUCAUAAAAAUGAGAUCAUGCCAUAGCCAUCUGUAACGUUUUCAUUGUCAUCCCUCCAGGACAAUAGUUGCGAACCUAACUAUUAGCUGAAGAAUAAAUGGUUCAUGGUGUGGAUGUACAAUAAAAUAUUCAACCAUUUCCCUGUUGACAUAUAUUCAGGUUGCUUCCAAUUUUUAGCCGUCUUAAAUCCUACCACGAUGAACAUCCUACAUAGAUCCUUUAUUUCUGUAGGGUAAAUCACCAAAAAUGGAAUUGCUGAUCUAAAGGGUAUUAUCAACAUCAUCAUUAUUAUUGGUAAUAUGUAUUACCAGAUUACCCCCCAAAACAUAGUAGCAAUUCAUCUCUCCGCCACCGGUAAUGUAUAAGAGUUAUAUAAUAAUUAUAUAAGUAAUUCUUAGAAUUAUUUAUAUGUCUGUUUUCCUCCUUGCCAUCAAUGUGAAUAAUCUAUCAUUGGCCGUCUGUAAGUUUCAGUUUAUUCACAUUUAUUCUGUUUGAUGCACAUCUUCCAUCCCAGGAGUAUACCAGAGACAGGAGAUGUUCCCAGAAAUAGUGAAAGAAAAAAGAGCAGUGCUACCAGUUGGCAGGAAUCUACACAUUCAACAGGGUGGAAGAUGUCGAUGGAUGUGACGUUUCUGGGAACAGGUGCAGCAUACCCAUCCCCAACCCGAGGUGCUUCUGCUGUGGUCCUUCGGUGUGAGGGCGAAUGCUGGCUCUUUGACUGUGGAGAGGGAACUCAGACACAGCUUAUGAAAAGCCAGCUUAAAGCAGGGAGAAUUACCAAGAUCUUCAUCACACAUCUUCAUGGAGACCAUUUCUUUGGACUUCCUGGCCUCCUCUGCACAAUCAGUCUGCAGAGUGGCUCCAUGGUCACCAAACAGCCUCUCGAAAUCUAUGGCCCUGUAGGUCUUCGGGACUUUAUCUGGCAAACCAUGGAACUCUCUCAGACAGAACUGGUCUUCCCAUAUGUGGUCCAUGAGCUGGUACCCACUGCAGAUCAGUGUCCUACAGAAGAACAGAAAGAAUUCACUCAUGUGAAAAGAGCAGACAGCCCUCCCAAGGAAGGACAAGGGAGAACUAUCCUGUUAGACUCAGAAGAAAACUCAUACCUUUUGGUUGAUGAUGAACAGUUUGUUGUCAAAGCAUUUCGCCUCUUUCACCGAAUUCCCUCCUUUGGAUUUUCAGUCAUGGAGAAGAAACGCCCAGGUAAACUCAACGCACAGAAACUAAAAGACCUGGGUGUUCCACCCGGUCCUGCCUAUGGGAAGCUGAAAAAUGGAAUUUCUGUUGUUCUGGAAAACGGGGUUACAGUUUUUCCCCAAGAUGUUUUAAAAACGCCUAUUGUUGGAAGAAAAAUCUGCAUCUUAGGUGACUGUUCAGGGGUCGUGGGUGAUGGAGGAGUGAAGCUGUGCUCUGAAGCAGACCUGUUGAUCCACGAAGCGACCCUGGAUGAUACCCAGAUGGACAAAGCAAAGGAACACGGCCAUAGCACACCACAGAUGGCCGCAACAUUUGCAAAGUUGUGCCAAGCAAAGAGGCUGGUUCUGACUCACUUCAGUCAGAGGUACAAACCAGUUGCCUUGGCCAGAGAAGGAGAAACAGAUGGUAUUGCAGAACUGAAAAAGCAAGCUGAAUCAGUGUUAGAUCUCCAAGAAGUGACUCUAGCAGAAGAUUUUAUGGUGAUUGGCAUUCCAAUCAAAAAAUGAAACCAGUGUUCCUGAAUGCAUAUUGACACGUCAGUGGGUAUGUUACUGAACCUCCAGUCCAGCUGGGUUUUUUGUUUGUUUGGUCUUGGGGCCUAAUAAAUUAUUUGGGGCCUAAUAACAAAAAAAAAAUUUUUUUUUUAAUAACCCUAAAAAGGGUGGUGCUGCAUUGCUGAACUGACUCAGCAGUAAGAGGGAGCAAGCUUUUUGAUAAUAAAUAAUUUUAAAAAGAAAAAGAA